AUGAGGGUGUGGCACCAGAUGUUUAGGAUUGGAAUAAAACCAGACACUCAGAAUUACAACAUACUCCUGCGGGUAGCACGGGAUUGUGGGAUAGGUGAUCCUGGUUUGGCUUCUGCACUACUACUGAGGAGAACAGAGGAAGUGACCCCAAAACUCACAAGUGGAAGGAAAAGCCGUAGGACAAAAAUCAAAGAGGAGAUGUCGUGUCAGCCCUUAGAUAUGGAUGCAUUUGAGAGUGAGCUGUUUGUAGACAUGCACACACAGAGCCAUGGACAAGCCAAAGAGACUGAUUUCUGCCAUCCAAAGGAAAAAGAUCAGUGCAAAACAGACGCAUCUCAAAAUGAGACUCAAAUGCUGCCUGUAUCAUCAAGUGGCUCUCUGACAUGUCAAUCACAAAGUUCCCGCCUCCCAAACCUUCUGGACCCCAGCACUUGCCACUCAGGUGUGGUUGCCUUGGGACCUGUGAACAGUGCUUCGAAUAGACUUGCUCUGAUUGGAAACCUUGAAGGUUUUUUGGAGAAAAUGGCCAAAGAUGGACUGGAACCCAACAUCAAAACCAUCACACUAUUGGCUGAUGUCAUGGAACCCGGCAGCCAAUCAGUGCAGAGUUUGAUUAAUGUGGCCAAAAAGAGUGCUGUCACGCUGGAUGAGACAUUCUUUAACAUUAUGAUCAGAAAGGUGGCCAAAGCUGGAGACUUGAAUGGGGCUAAGGCUGUAAAAGCCCUUAUGGUUAACAAAGGGCUGGUUGCAAAUGAACAGACGUUCUGUAGUAUUGCUCUGGCUUGCCGUAGACAAAAAGAUGCAAUGCAGUUGCUCACUGAAAUGGAGUCUUGUGGACUUGUGCCAAACACUCACAUUUACAGUGCCCUGAUCAGCCAGGCAGCUAAGCGUUUGGACUAUGCUUAUCUGCAUGAACUUCUUCAACACAUGCACGAACUGCAAGUGCCGCCCAAUGAUGUCAUCAUCAGACAGCUGGAGUUUGCAGCUCAGUAUCCUCCGUCCUAUGACAAGUUAAAAUCACAAAACACAUACCUGGACAAGAUUGACGGCUUCCGUGGUUUUUACAAACAAUGGCUGGAGUUCAUGCCUGGCCAGGAAACACCACACCCCUGGGAAAAAUAUCGAUCCCCAAAACCAGAAACGGAACAAGAUGGAGUCACCUCACAAAAUACAAUUUCUGAAUAAAUUAAAUUCCUGUAUGUUGUACUAGUAAAUUUGUGUGACAGUUUCUUAAGCUUAACUGUGAAUU
Molecule: messenger RNA, 1249 nt
Organism: Sinocyclocheilus grahami
Lineage: Eukaryota; Metazoa; Chordata; Actinopteri; Cypriniformes; Cyprinidae
Product: pentatricopeptide repeat-containing protein 1, mitochondrial-like
Exons: 5
Coding region: 1-1185 (394 amino acids)
Biological process (GO): tRNA 3'-end processing
Cellular component (GO): mitochondrial matrix
Molecular function (GO): tRNA binding; protein binding
Source: RefSeq, a predicted model, not a curated record